Cygnus atratus (black swan) is the source of this 2434-nucleotide messenger RNA. RefSeq names its product inhibitory synaptic factor 2A (gene INSYN2A). The transcript is spliced from 4 exons. Gene Ontology annotation, biological process: inhibitory postsynaptic potential. The record is from RefSeq and is a predicted model, not a curated record. Gene Ontology annotation, cellular component: postsynaptic density. The coding region runs from base 799 to 2151 and encodes 450 amino acids. Lineage: Eukaryota; Metazoa; Chordata; Aves; Anseriformes; Anatidae.
ACGUCAUGAUGCCCUUGAUGAAAAAUGUGUUCUUUAGGGCUGCGUAAUUAUUAAUUCUGUGUAUUUUUAACAGGAUGCUCAAAAGACUUGUAAUCUUGAGUGAAAUCAGUGUGUUUCCCCCAGAUUGAUGUGCACACGCACACAAAACAAAAAGCCAGCUGGGCAGCAGCACCACGAAGUAUUAGUGACUUAUCGGGAGGGACAGCACUUAACAUUCACAGCACCCUUCCCACUAAUUAAGCUCACGAACAAGUAGCUCAUAAGAUCACUGCUGCGUUUUUCCCUGGUUAACUAUUUCACCGACAGCAGUAUUUUUGUACAGUAGAUGCGCAGCCUUUGUAAUGAAUUCGGAGUGAAAGGAGCAGCUAAGUUCCCUGCAGAUUAACACGUAGGAAGGGAAACGGAGCCGAGAAGCCCAGGAGCCUGCACGAGUGCCAAAUCACAGCGAGUCGUCCUCCUGACGUGCACUACCGGGGAGCGAACGCUGUUGGUCACCACAACGCACCGGUGCCUUCCUGGGGAACCCAGGCUGAGCGACACGCUGCUCGCUGCUCGGAGGACACACCACCAACUCUACCGCGGUGUUUAUCCUGGGGUGGAGAAAUUGAGAGCGACCUUAACGACGCCGUGCAACACCGCUUCUGUCUGCGGCUGGUGGCGGAGCGAGAGGCAGCGAAACCUCCCGGCUUGCCAAAAACCUGUGCUACGACGUCAGGGUGCCUCUGCAAAGCAGCCGAGCUGUGGUGGUACCUCAAGGCGAGCGGAGUCAGCUUGGGCAGGGAGAACUUCGGAGGCAUCAUGGUGAGUAAGGAGCCCAGCAAAUGCUUACUUACCGCCUCGGAAAGCGAAGUUGAGCCAGCAGCUUCGCUUGCUCUGGAGAUGAAAUAUGCACUGGAUCCCAACCGGCAGAUCAAGAAGCGCAACAAAGCCCUGCAGGUGAGAUUCAAGGAUAUCUGCGAGGCCCAGAACGAGCAGCGGGACAAGCAGCUCUCCGGCAGCCAGGACAGCGACAAGCGAGAAGCGAAGGCCGUCUCCUACAAAACGGCGUACCGCAAGUACAUGACGGUGCCCGCCCGCAGGUCCAUCCCCAACGUCACCAAGAGCACGGGGGUGCAGACCUCCCCGGACCUCAAGAAGUGUUACCAGACCUUUCCUCUGGACCGCAAAAAAGGGAAUAUCAUCAAGAGCGCCUCCACCGGUGACACCUUCAAGGGCGAGAACAACGGGUUUCUCAUAGACCUCAAGGACAAGGAGGGCAGGAGCUCGGGGGAGGAGGGCCAGUGGGGCAGGAAGGCCGGCAGCCUGCAGACGGCCGAGUUCAUCUCCCACGUGGGCGAGCGGGCGUGCGCGGGGGCCUGGCAGGGCGCCGAGCUGCCCGGCUGCCCCCUCCACAACGCGGCCAAGCCGGAGCCGGGGAGCGAGGAGCCCGGCCAGCCCCUCCACGGGAGGGUGUUUAAAACGGAGGUGGCCACCGUUUACCUACCGGCGGGCGGCGCGGACGCCUCGCAGCCCGAGCUGCCUCACCUCGCGGCCGAGCCCGACUGGUCGCUGUGCCCGGCGGGCGAGGAGGACAGAAAGAGGACCGUGCACCUGAAUGGCGUCCAGCCGCAGGCCGGGGACGCGCCCGCCUGCCCGCUGCAGGCCCAGUGCCGAGCCAGCGAGUGUCACGAGCGGAGCCUCCAGGUCGACGUGUCGCCCAUGGAGGGCGCGCAGCCCUGCCAGGCCGCCGUCGCCCUGAGCGAGGAAUGCCAGCAAAUCGUGCCUCACACCGAAGUUGUGGACUUGAAAGCGCAGCUUCAGAUGAUGGAAAAUUUGAUCAGCUCCAGUCAGGAAACCAUAAAGGUGUUGUUGGGUGUUAUACAGGAGCUAGAGAAAGGAGAAGCUCACAGAGAAGGGCUUUCAUAUCGGACUGGUCAAGACACGGCUAACUGCGACACGUGCAGGAACAGUGCGUGUAUUAUCUACAGCGUGGAAUUGGAUUUUAAGCAGCAAGAAGAUAAACUACAGCCAGUUUUGAGAAAACUUCAUCCUAUCGAGGAAACUCAGGUUGCACCUUUGCCUUAUUCUCAGGAGAGCUACUCCUCAACUCCCAAGCAAAAAUCCAAAACUGAAUCAAAAAAGCAUGGAAGAUGGAAACUCUGGUUCCUUUAACCAAGUCCAUUACAUGUGGAGUUCAAGGCCUUCUCUGAAGAAGAUGUGGAGUUGUGUCAAUCACCGACAACGGGAUCUCUGCAGCUUGAUCCGUGCUGCCGGCCGAUGCUGUUCUGACGCCGCCGGCAGCGUUCAGCUCUCACCGUAUGUACCAAAAAGGCCUUUGUACCUAGGAACUCGUGUUCGGGAGCAAGGCGUUACCUGACACCUUGCCAACUUUUAUUUGCGGUUCACCAAUGUGGGAUGUAAAACCUGAAUUGAAAUUUGUACAAAAUGGAAAGUA